Molecule: messenger RNA, 2648 nt
Organism: Danio rerio (zebrafish)
Lineage: Eukaryota; Metazoa; Chordata; Actinopteri; Cypriniformes; Danionidae
Source: RefSeq, a predicted model, not a curated record
CCCAGGCAGGUGCGUUGAGGCAAGUUGGAGGUAAAACCUGUAGGGCUCCGGACCUCCAGGAAGAGAUUGGUGACCCCUGGUCUACAGUAAUUAUUUAUAUUCUUGAUAUUACACAUCAAGUGUUUCAAAUGUAAUAAUCAGACCUUGAGUAUACCCUGCUGAUGGAGCCAGAUUUUGAAAAAGUGCACCAUAGUCAUCAUCGAUAAGAUGUAGUUGUUGUGUACUUGAUGCAGUCUUCUUAUUUUAAUUUCAGGCCAGAUGGAGGAGACACGCCAUCAUCUCAAAACAACAGAAACAACCGAAUUGCUAAAGAGAAAAGCCAAAAAAUGUUUCACCUGCACUCAGUGUGGAAAGAGUCUGUCACACAAAAAGACUCUCAAGGUGCACAUGAGGAUCCACACUGGAGAGAAUCUAUUCACAUGUUCUCAAUGUGGGAAGAGUAUGACAUGCAAACAGACUCUCAAAAACCACAUGAAGGUCCACAGCGAAGAAAAACCAUUCACUUGUACUCAGUGUGGAAAGGGUCUGAAAUCCAAACCGAGUCUUGCUUUUCACAUGAGGAUUCACACUGGAGAGAAACCGUUCACAUGUUCUCAGUGUAGGGAGAGUUUCAGACACUCAUCAUCCCUUAACAGACACAUGUUGAUCCACACUGGAGAGAAAACACACAAAUGUGAUCAGUGCAGCAAAACAUUUUUGAGGUCUUCAGAGCUGAAGAGACACCUUAGAGCUCAUACAAAGCAUCUUUUAUGCCCUUCGUGUGGAAAGAGUUUUAAAUAUCUACACAGUUUAAAAGUUCACGAGAGGAUCCACACUGGUGUGAGAGAGUUCAUGUGCUUUGAGUGUGAGAAGACCUUUAUGACGGCUAAAAAUUUAAAACUACACCAGAGGAUUCACACCGGAGAGAAACCUUACAAGUGUUCACACUGCGACAAGAGAUUCAGUCAUUUAGGAAGCCUAAAAAACCAUGAGAGGACUCACACUGGUGAGAAACCUUAUAAAUGUUCACAGUGCGACAAGAGAUUCAGUCAGUCAGUAGGCCUGAAAUCACAUGAGAGGAUUCACACUGGAAAGAAACCUUACAAGUGUUUACUUUGUGGGAAAAGAUUCCGUCAUGUGGGAAGCUUGAAGAAACAUAAGAUGGUUCACACUGGAGAGAAACCGUACAAGUGUUCACACUGCGACAAAAGAUUCCGUCAUUCAGAAGUCCUGAAAAUACAUGAGAUGAUUCACACUGGAGAGAAACCUCACAAGUGUUCAUCCUGCGACAAGAGAUUCAGACAUUUGGGAACCCUGAAAAGACAUGAGCGAGUUCACACUGGAGAAAAACCUUACAAGUGUUCACACUGCGACAAGAGAUUUAAUCACUUAGAAGGCCUGAAAUUACACAAGAGGAAUCACACUGGAGAUAAACCUUACAUGUGUUUCCACUGUGACAAGAGAUUCAGUCAUUCAGGACAUUUAAAAACACAUGAGAUGAGCCACACUGGAGAGAAACCUUACAAGUGUGGACACUGCAAAAAGAGAUUCAUCCGGUCAGAACAUCUGAAAGUACAUGAGAGGAUUCACACUGGAGAGAAACCUUACAAGUGUUCACUCUGCGACAAGAGAUUCAUUCGGUCAGGACAUCUGACAGUACAUGAGAGGAUUCACACUGGAGAGAAACCUUACAAGUGUUCACGCUGCGACAAGACUUUCAGUCAGUUAGCACAUCUGAAAUCACACAAGAGAAGUCACACUGGAGAGAAACCUUACAAGUGUUCACACUGCGACAAGAGAUUCAGACAGUUAGAAAACCUGAAAACACAUGAGAGGAUUCACACUGGAGAGAAACCUUACAAGUGUUCACACUGCAGAAAGGGAUUCAGUCAUUCAAGACUCCUGAAGUCACAUGAGAGGAUUCACACAGAGAAGAAUCACAGCUGACUAUUAUCUUGAGUGUUAUUAUCUUGAAUAAAUACUGGUGUUAGAGGUCAAUGACGUUUCUGGGCAGAGAAUUUGCUUGGUAUGCAUCUUAGCUUGAUUUUUUUUUUAAAUUUUGACUAGCUGAAUGCAAACUUGAUUGUGCCAUGUACAGAUUUCUAUUCCUUAAAACAUCACAGUCGUCUGCAUCACCUGGCAUCUGGAAGUGGAGCAGAUGUGCUGAGGAGACGCACAUUACCUGAACUCAAAUCGUGAGUUAUCUGCUUCAUAUCAUGUUUAACAGCAGUAUGCAGACCUUGCUGAUGUAUUUGUGCAUGUAUAGAAAGUGUGCUUGUGUUGUUCUAAUUUAGAUCUGAUUUAUAUCAUGAGUGGGAUGUGCCAAAUGUAUGUUUACAGCAUUGUGUAGUAUCUAUUAGGCUUGCUUUAGUGUGCAGUAUUAAUAAUGCUGGAAAUAUAAACACUUUACUACUCCAUAGUUUAUUGUUUCGACAAGUUAGUACUUGACUAAUUCCAAUGGCGGCUAGUCAAUAGGGGGCACGCUAUUAUCUAAAGAUAGGGGCUGAUGAACUCAGUCACUCGUUAUCCUUCAGCUUAAGCCUGGUUUAUACUUCUGCGUCAAGUGACCGGCGUAACCCAUGGCGCAUGCAAGUCAUAAGGUCACCCGUAAGUGCCCGUAGCUGUGCUUUAUACUUCUGUGCGCAGUCUGUUGGUCUGCAUUAACACUU